Molecule: messenger RNA, 1568 nt
Organism: Lipotes vexillifer (Yangtze River dolphin)
Lineage: Eukaryota; Metazoa; Chordata; Mammalia; Artiodactyla; Lipotidae
Gene: TSPAN15
Product: tetraspanin 15
Exons: 8
Coding region: 28-912 (294 amino acids)
Cellular component (GO): plasma membrane
Source: RefSeq, a predicted model, not a curated record
AAGGACCCAGCCCGGGAGCCCCCCAGGAUGCCCCGCGGAGACUCGGAGCAGGUGCGCUACUGCGCGCGCCUCUCCUAUCUCUGGCUCAAGUUCUCGCUCGUCAUCUACUCCACGGUGUUCUGGCUGAUCGGGGGCCUGGUCCUGUCGGUGGGGAUCUAUGCAGAGGUCGAGAGGCAGAAAUACAAAACCCUGGAAAGUGCCUUUCUGGCCCCGGCCAUCAUCCUCAUCCUCCUGGGGGUUGUCAUGUUCAUCGUGUCCUUCAUCGGCGUGCUGGCUUCCCUUCGCGACAACCUGUGCCUUCUCCAAGCGUUUAUGUACAUCCUUGGGAUUUGCCUCAUAAUCGAGCUCAUUGGUGGCGUGGUGGCCUUGAUCUUCCGGAAUCAGACCAUCGACUUUCUGAAUGACAACAUUCGAAGAGGAAUCGAGAACUACUAUGACGAUCUGGACUUCAAAAACAUCAUGGACUUUGUUCAGAAGGAGUUUAAGUGCUGUGGCGGAGAAGACUACCGAGAUUGGAGCAAAAACCAGUACCACGACUGCAAUGCCCCCGGACCCCUGGCCUGCGGGGUGCCCUAUACCUGCUGCUUCAGAAACACGACAGAAGUUGUCAACACCAUGUGCGGCUACAGAACUAUUGACAAGGAGCGCCUCAGCGUGCAGAAUGUCAUCUACGUGCGGGGCUGCACCAAUGCCGUGCUCAUCUGGUUCAUGGACAACUACACCAUCAUGGCGGGCCUCCUGCUAGGCAUCCUGCUCCCCCAGUUCCUGGGGGUGCUGCUGACAUUCCUGUACAUCACCCGGGUGGAGGACAUCAUCACGGAGCACUCUGUCACCGAUGGGCUCCUGGGACCCAGCACCAAACCCAGCGUGGAGGCAGCAGGCACGGGGUGCUGCAUGUGCUACCCCAAUUAGGGCCGUGGCCUGGGGCGGCAGCUCCAGAAGGACCGUGACAGGACAGCUCUGCGCAGACCACGUCGUGGGGGCCAGAUAGGACUGUGGCCCCUCUCUCCACAUUCGGCGCUGACCGAAGCCAUGGCUGUGUUUGCUCAGGGCUCCCAGGCCUGUCUGGGGGGCGGAGGCCCUCCCCAGCUGCGGAAUUCUGUGCAUGCCCACACUGCUGGGCGUGGGGAACAGGGCACCCCUCCUCCAGGCUCCGGCUGCUGGGGAAGGGGGAGCUUGGCACUGGGCUCCAGACCCAUUUCACUUCUGGUAGUGCCUUGGCCUUGGUGUUUGUGCCCCUUUGAGGGCAGUUUUGUAGUGAGUUGUAAUCGGGGAGGGUGGAGAGCUUGUGUGCCCCGAGGUGAAGGAGCAGAGGGGUGGGGUGCAGGCCCCAGGCCUUCGGCCUCACCCUGAGGCCACGUUGGGCCCGUUUCUCAGCCUCCCGGGUACCUUGAGACUUCCUCAGGGCUGCUGCUUUGUUGACCCUGUUUUAUACCUGAUUUUAUAACAUUCAUUUUGUACACAGUUAACAGGAGUUUCCGACUAAUCAAAGCUAGCUGUUCGCCCCAUUCCUCUUCCCCCUCCAAGCCAGUUUAUUAAUCAGACAAUAAAGACGUGAUUUUUUUUUU